Messenger RNA from Kickxella alabastrina, 1706 nucleotides. RefSeq lists its product as uncharacterized. The record is from RefSeq and is a predicted model, not a curated record. The coding region runs from base 125 to 1597 and encodes 490 amino acids. Lineage: Eukaryota; Fungi; Kickxellomycota; Kickxellomycetes; Kickxellales; Kickxellaceae. The transcript has a single exon.
CUCAACCUUUUUAUUUUUAUUUUUAGAAAUUCAGUAAACAAAUAGAGGUCAUCUCUUAUUUUGCAUUUCAAACUCCUACCUUAUUCUCCUCCUACAUAUUAUCUUAUUACACAUAUUCUUAUUCAUGCCCACAAACACCAGCCUCAGCAACACUAAGGACAUUGCAUCCCCCACGGCCAGUUCCUCCGCAGGUGGGGUACCGGGUCCCACGAGCCCUGCUGGAAACACCAAGGCGUAUGACGAAAAAAUGGAUUCCUCAAAACCCUCCUCCUCGGGAACACUCAAACCGCCAGCUCCUGGGGGUAGAAGAAUGAGAAGCGCAAGCAACAUUGCUUUGGUCGAAAUCCCGCGCGCACCCACGGCCAAUAUUAACGAGCGUCCGAUCCAGAGAGCCAUCAGAGAAACGGCCAAUAUCGAGCCUGGACCCGUAGUCAUUCCCAAACCAGCAGCAGCUGUGGAGGCGGUUGGAAAAACUGACAAGCCAGCGGAACCUGUUACUUCGGAAGGCCCUGCUGAGAAGACGGAAUUGGCGCCUGCCGAGAACCUGCACGAACCUGCUGUUGAAAAAAUCGAGCAAAGGCCCGUUGAGUACGCAGUGAGGGAGAGUAUCCGCAGGCCAUUGGUCGCAGUAGAGGAAGAGGAGGAAAAUGUUAACAGUGUUUCUGCCCAAGAGAAUGUCCAGGAUCCUCAGGGUACUCAGGGUGCUCAGGAUGCUCAGGAUGCUCAGGAUUUCGAGCAGCCGGCGCAGCCUGUAUUGCAGGAGAGUGGCCCUGACGUCAUGGCCAAGCCCCGCUCGGUGCUGGAAAUCAAUGCGGCUGUCGACGUGGUUCCUGUCACCGCCGUUUUAAUUACUGUCGACAAGGCAAUUGAAGCAACGGCAGAGGAGAGCGACAAAUUUGAUCAAGACAUGGAUGUUGACAAGAGCGACGCUGAGGCCAAGCCCCCCGUUGUUGAUAUUAUUGUUGAUGAGCACAUAGAUAUUGUCUCCGAUCUUGCUGAGAAGACACCUGCCAGUGCCAAAUCCAUUAAGGAGCCUUUAGCUGAUGAGCCUGUGGAUGUCGAGAUGACUGGAAGCCAGGAGGAUGGUGCUGAUGGCGCACGUGUUGUUGCUAGUGAUCCCGCGCCAAGCACAGCGGAGACCACCGAGCAGCCGACUGAACAGGCAGAGGAGGCGCCCAAGGACAGCGACGCACAGGGCAAUAAGAACACCAAUUCCAAUGAGGCAGCACGGAAGGUCUCCGGCGCAGAGGCGGAGACAGCGGCAGCGGCAGCAGAGUCUGCCGAGGACAUUGGCAUGGACAAACCCCGUGUUCAGAUUUACGGCUCCACAGUGUCUGGCAACCGCACAUACAAGAGGCAGGCGCGCGACCUGUUUGCGAUGCUGGAGGCCAACGAAAUUGACUUUGAAUUCAUUUGCCUUGCUGUUGACGAGCAGGCGAAGAAGUAUGUGCGGCGGAAGGCGCUGGGAAAUAUGACUAUUCCACAGGUUUAUGUGGAUGGGGACUUCAAGGGUUUCUUUGAGGAUGCGUUCAAGGCCAACGAAGGAGAUGAGCUGUAUGAGUGGCUGGGAUUGGACGAAGAGCCUUUUGAGUAUUAAAAAGCAAAAGAUGCUCAACGCUUUUUUUUCUACUUGAAAAUUUUUAUCUCUCUUGUUUUGUUGAAUAAAGGAUGAGACUUGUUUAUGCCUCCGGGUCAGACAUUUUGGA